AUGCGAAAACGGAUUCACUCAAGCGACAAGUUACAACUCGGCCGUCAAUCGUCGACGGGGUCUGGUGGUGCGCCUAGCUCCGCCGCGCAGAAUGCGUCUUCGCAGGCUUCUGGGGCGGCCGCCGCGUCUGCUGGGGGGGGCGGGGCUCCAUCCUCGGGCUCGGCCGGGGGAGCGCCUCCGGGCGGAGACGCCGGGGGCCCGCUGGCGGUGACUGGAGCCGCGGCGGACUGCGGUGCCUUAGGCGCAGCCGGCGCGGCGUCUCCCCCGGGGGGCGACUCGCCCGGCAGAGGAGGCGCCGGCGGCCCGGAUGUGUGUCUUCGAGCGGACAGCUCCAAAGACGUGGGAGAUGGACGGUAUCGCGCGAGCGGCUACGGCGGCAGUCCGCAGGGGCCGGGCGCGGCUUUCGAGAUUCCGAACUUCGACGACUUGCCUCCGCUUCUCGACGCGCCGCAGGCCGAUCGCCCCGAGUUAUUCCGCAAGAAGCUUCUCGCGUGCACCUGCAUCUUUGACUUCAACCAGCCGCAGGUCCACGUCAAGGAGAAGGAGGCGAAGCGGCAAACGCUACUCGAAAUCGUCGAAUACGUCAACAAUUCUCGACACUGUUUCAACGACCAUAACCUUCCGGACGUCGUGAGCAUGGUUUCUGCGAAUAUUUUUCGGGCUUUGCCACCGUCGCAUGCGUCGAACGCGGCGACGUACGACCCCGAGGAAGAAGAGCCGACCCUCGAGAGCUCCUGGCCUCACCUGCAGAUCGUCUACGAGUUUUUCCUGCGGUUCAUCGUCUCCAACGACGUGAACCCCAAGGUCGCCCGAAAAUACAUUGAUCAACAGUUCGUUCUCCGCCUUCUCGAGCUGUUCAGCUCAGAGGACCCCCGAGAGCGCGACUACCUGAAAACCAUCCUCCACCGAAUUUACGGGAAAAUCAUGGCGCUUCGACUCUUCAUUCGCAAGUCGAUUCAGCAAGUCUUCUUUCGCUUCAUCUACGAAGACGAGAGUCCAAACGGCAUUUCGGAGUUCCUUGAGAUCCUUGGCAGCAUCAUCAACGGUUUCGCGCUGCCUCUCAAGGAGGAGCAUAAGCUCUUCUUGGAGAGGGUUCUCGUGCCUCUGCACAAGGCCCGCUGCCUCAGUCCCUUCCACCAGCAGCUCACCUACUGCAUGCAACAAUAUGUGAGGAAAGACAGCCGCCUGGCUGAGCCGAUCAUCCUCGGUCUUCUGCGCUUCUGGCCAGUCACCAAUGCGCCGAAGGUCGUGCUGUUUCUCAACGAACUGGAGCAUAUUCUAGUCAACACACAGCCUCCCGAGUUCCAGAAGGUGAUGAAUCCGCUCUUCCGGCGCCUCGCGGACUGCAUUCAGUCGCCGCACUUCCAAGUCGCUGAGCGCGUCUUGUUCUUCUGGAAUAAUGAGCACAUCGUCAAGCUCAUCAACCAAAACCGGCAGGUGAUCUUCCCGAUUGUCAUCGCCGCCCUGUUCAAGAACUCACAGUAUCACUGGAAUUCCACUGUCCAUGCCCUCACCUACAACGUCUCCAAACUGCUCGCUGAGGCAGACGCGGCGCUCUUCGAUGAAUGCUCCAACAAACACAUCGCCGAAGAGGAGAAGCGCAAGCAGCAAGAGGAAGAGCGGUCGCGGCGCUGGGCGGAGUUGAAGCAGCGCGAGGCGGAGUUGGGAGUUGGCGUCGAGGAAGAUGCGCACCUGAUUCGCUUCACGAAUGACCUCGGUUUUUGA
Molecule: messenger RNA, 1725 nt
Organism: Besnoitia besnoiti
Lineage: Eukaryota; Apicomplexa; Conoidasida; Eucoccidiorida; Sarcocystidae
Product: protein phosphatase 2a regulatory b subunit (b56 family) protein
Exons: 11
Coding region: 1-1725 (574 amino acids)
Biological process (GO): signal transduction
Cellular component (GO): protein phosphatase type 2A complex
Molecular function (GO): protein phosphatase regulator activity
Source: RefSeq, a predicted model, not a curated record